AUGCCUCUGUGCGGCGGAAAGAAGGUGGUGCAGCGCAAACUCGUCCUGCUGGGCGACGGCGCCUGUGGAAAGACCAGUCUCCUCAAUGUGUUCACGCGCGGUUUCUUCCCGACGGUCUACGAACCCACGGUCUUCGAGAACUAUGUCCACGAUAUCUUCGUCGACGGCAUUCACAUGGAAUUAUCUUUAUGGGACACUGCGGGACAGGAAGAGUUUGACCGGCUGCGAUCGCUCUCGUACGACGACACUCAGGCCAUCAUGCUCUGUUUUAGUGUCGACAACCGUGGCUCCCUCGAGAACGUGUCAACAAAAUGGAUUGCCGAAAUAAACGAACACUGUCCCGGGGUCAAGAUCGUCCUGUGCGCCCUCAAGUGCGACUUGCGGGAAGAGCACGAGAAAGAAGACGACGAGGAGCCCGGGGCUCCCCCAAGGCCUAUGAUUCAAUAUAACGAGGGGUUAGAAGUGGCACGACGCAUCGGGGCGCUGCGAUAUCUUGAAUGCUCAGCGAUGCGGAACCGGGGCGUUAACGAAGCCUUUACAGAGGCCGCGCGAGUGGCGCUGCAAGUCAAGCCGGCUCGAUCGAAAGACGACUCGAAAUGUACGGUGAUGUGA
Molecule: messenger RNA, 612 nt
Organism: Fonsecaea erecta
Lineage: Eukaryota; Fungi; Ascomycota; Eurotiomycetes; Chaetothyriales; Herpotrichiellaceae
Exons: 4
Coding region: 1-612 (203 amino acids)
Biological process (GO): small GTPase-mediated signal transduction
Molecular function (GO): GTPase activity; GTP binding
Source: RefSeq, a predicted model, not a curated record